AUGGAACGGGAUUGUACCAUGAGGGUCACACGUAUGGCGUUCCUCAGUGGGUUUUUCUUAGGUGGUAUAUCGACGUAUGCACAGGCUAAAGAAACAUUCGAAAGAAGUAAUGUUGGUCGCAAAUAUCUAAGUCCAAGCGAUGCAGUUAAACGGCGAAUGGACUACGCAAUUUUACGUUUCGCUAAAAGUGGAUUUUCCAUGGGUUUCAAAUGCGCCUUCAUCUCUGGCAGUAUAGUGCUUUUGUCAACUCACUUGGCGGCAUAUCGACAGCGUUUCUCGUCGUGGUACUUCCCAGCCCUUUCAGCAUUAGUUGGUGGAGUAUUCACAUUUCCACUCGGUGUCAUCGGAUCGAUAAAAGCUGUAAGCCUAGGAGUUACAUCAGGACUGACUCUAUCUGCCGUUGUUUACUUGUACGCGCUUAGUGUGGAUAAGUCUGUCGACGAGGCAUACUGGAUUUUCAAGAGGGAAUACGAGAAGGUGAAUAUAAUGUAUCGUCACUAUCUAUGCAACCUGCAAUACGAUGCUGGGAAAUUCGGUGAUAAAGGAUCCCAUACUCCAAGAUAUUUCUACAGUAAAAGUCUAAAGAAUUGUAUGCUCUUCACAUUCUACGGACGAGACGGUAAUGCGAACAAUUUCGAGACGUACAAUGAAUGCAAGAAAAUGUGCAUGACGUAG
Cooperia oncophora is the source of this 675-nucleotide messenger RNA. The record is from the annotation of a GenBank genome assembly. NCBI's taxonomy places the organism in Eukaryota, Metazoa, Nematoda, Chromadorea, Rhabditida, Trichostrongylidae.